This is a messenger RNA of Puntigrus tetrazona (Sumatra barb), 2248 nucleotides long. RefSeq names its product zinc finger protein 436-like. The coding region runs from base 122 to 2086 and encodes 654 amino acids. The transcript is spliced from 7 exons. The record is from RefSeq and is a predicted model, not a curated record. Gene Ontology annotation, molecular function: RNA polymerase II cis-regulatory region sequence-specific DNA binding; DNA-binding transcription factor activity, RNA polymerase II-specific. Lineage: Eukaryota; Metazoa; Chordata; Actinopteri; Cypriniformes; Cyprinidae. Gene Ontology annotation, cellular component: nucleus. Gene Ontology annotation, biological process: regulation of transcription by RNA polymerase II.
CCGUUCAGAGUCCACGCGCACGUCACGCGUAACUCGGGAGACUUUAUCAAAACAAAUAAAUCCGUGAUCUAUUCACCGGUUUCGUGAUAUUUCUUGCUAUUUCACAGGUGUGUAUGAAAGGAUGUCGUGUGAGGCGUCUGUCCAGAAACAAGUGCUCUUAAUAAUGGACAGUUUAGUCUCGUCUUUAGUGACAGAAAUUUGCCAGCUCGAUAUUUUUCAGUCAAAACGUCAAAACGGAAAUCCAGAAACUGAUAUUAAAAUGAAUCUGACAGCCGCUAUAAGGAGAAUAACAAACUCAACAGCCGAACACAUCUGCAGAAUCCUUCAUACAGCAUCAAACGGACCGAGAAAAGAUCUUAUACGAUCAGAUCAAGUCAACCACACGGGAGAGCAACGGUCUUCUGGGAGCGGAAGACCCCUGAACGCUUACAUCAGAGACGAGGAACAUGUCCAAGGAGGAGACCGGCGAGAUCUCACCUCAGGCGUUGUGUCUGGAAUCCAGGAACGACUGACUUGCAAUCUUCUUCAGCCUGUUGAAGAAGAGCCAGAGUUUCGAUUUGAAGAAGUGUUUGUCCACGAAGAGGAACAAGUCGAUGAAUCAAUAGAGCCCGGUGUAGAUGAAUCUGAAUCAGUAGAGCAUCAAAGAGACGAAUGGACCACUGAACCAAACACUAAGGAUGAAUUAAACGACGCGUCACUGCACUUAAACACACUGGAUCCACCCGAUAUUAUCAAGACAGGUUCGGACGUCCCAAAAAACAUCCCUGAAACCGCCGCUAUAGAUGAAUCAAUAGAGCCCAGUGCAGAUGAAUCUGAAUCUGUAGAGCGAAGAGAAGAGCAGUGGACCACUGAACCAAACAUUUCGGUACAAUUAAAUAUGCUGGACCCACCUGAUAUUCUCGAGACAGGAAUGGACGACCCUGCGGACAUCGCUGAAACCGCUGACUCAGUAGAGCUUAGUGCAGACGAAUCUGAAUCAGUAGAGCGGCCAAGAGAAGAACCGAACACCGAGGACCGAUCGAAUGGCAUCUCAGUGCAAAUGGAUCCACCCGACGUUAUCGAGACACGUUCGGCCGCCCCGACGGACACCACCGAAGAAGCUCAGCCGAAUGCGAGCGGCGAGCAGAACGUAUGCACAAUCUGCGCAAAGGCCUUCAGCCACCUCAACAACCUCCGAAGACACGAGCAGAAGCUCCACCGCGGCGAGACGCCUCACGCCUGCCAGGAGUGCGGCGAGCGUUUCGGCUCCAGGCGCCUCCUCCAGACCCACCGGCGAGACCACAAGGUGGAGAAACCCCACAAAUGCGCGCUCUGCGACAAGGUGUUCCGCCUGCCCAACCACCUGAGGAACCACAUGACGAGUCACGGCGACCGGAGGCCGUUCUCCUGCGGCGCGUGCGGGAAGAGCUUCGCGCUCACGAGCGUCCUCCGAGCUCACGAGCGGACGCACGCCGGCGAGAAGAACUUCGCGUGCUCGCAGUGCGGCUCCCGCUUCCUCACCAAGUCUUACUUGGACUACCACCGGCGGGUGCACACCGGAGAAAAGCCACACCUGUGCAAGCACUGCGGGAAGAGCUUCGCCCAGAAGGGCAACCUCAAGGCGCACGAAAGGCUCCACACGGGCGAGCAGCCUUUCCGAUGCGAGGAGUGCGGGAAAACCUUCGUACACGCCAACACCUUCAAAUCCCACAAGCAGCUCCACACGGGGGUCAGGGCUUUCUGCUGCGAGCUGUGCGGGAAGGGCUUUCGCCGGGGAACGCAUCUCAAGACUCAUCUGCUGACGCAUUCUGGAGACAAGCCGUUCGGGUGCGACGUGUGCGGGAAGGCUUUUGCCCUGAAAGGAUCUCUGAAGACGCACCGGCUGACUCACACGGGGCAAAAGAGCCACGCUUGUGACGUCUGCAGCAAGCAGUUCACUCAGGCCAGCUCGCUAGCGAAACACAGGCGGGUUCACACGGGAGAGAAGCCGCACCGCUGCGGAAACUGCGGCAAGCGUUUCUCUCAAAGCAGCCAUCUUAGCUAUCACUCGAAGGUUUGCCAGUCUGGGGCAAAAAGCUCUGCGAACUCUGACGUGGAAGAGAAGUAACUCGGCAGCCAUUCCAUUUGUGCCUUUCUCGAAGAAACCCAACCAAAUAUUUGAGACUUUUCUUUGAAGAUCUGCAAGAGGUUUUUAGGCUGAAUCUCACGAGGGAAUGCCAGGGUCACAUUUCACAAUGAAAUAAAGCGAUUAUAUUUUGCAUAAAGAAAA